Symbiodinium sp. CCMP2456 is the source of this 4001-nucleotide messenger RNA. Lineage: Eukaryota; Dinophyceae; Suessiales; Symbiodiniaceae. The record is from the annotation of a GenBank genome assembly.
GGCCGAUUACGUGCCCGGCGGAUUUCCAGAGGGCACAUUGCUCGAAGUGCUACUGGACCGGUGGCUCGGAUGGCGUGACAGAAUGUCAGGACUGCUCGUCCCCGUACACUUUGGAGGACAAGGCCUGCCAGCUCAGCUGCUCCUCCCUGCCUGCACCGGAUCCCAAGCCGGGCAUGCCCGACAACGCCAUGAAAUACAACGGAAUCAGCUGGCCGACGGUUUGCUUCGACGACUCGGAGGCCCACUUCUUCACCAUUGGUGAUGCUUUGCUGAAGUUCAGCAGGGGUGCCCAGGAGCUGCAGCAGAAGGGCCAUGACCCGAGGAUUGAAUGCUUGCUGCUUCCUGUGACCCCACGCAGCAGCGAACGACUGGCUGUGACGCACUGCAUGACAUCAACCGCUGCCACCAUCUUCAUCGCCAUGACUUCUCUUGUUGACAGUCACAUCGCCGACCCAAGACGCAAAAAAAAAGCCAAACAAGAAGAAACACGCCAGAUUCAGCGAGUUUUCAAGUUGGCCGUGCUGGCACACGACCUGUUUGAGACAAAUCCCUCGCAGAGAGGCACGCCGCCCAGGUUCGUGCUCAACGUAGGUGACAACUUCUAUCCUGGUGGCAUCAAUGCGCACUGCGACAGCGUAAACACCCCAGAGGAUUCCUUCUUGUCCUGGCAGUUCAAGCAGGUCUUCGAGAACAUGUACCCCGUGCAGGACCUGGGCAACAUGGAAUGGUGGAGCGUCCUCGGCAACCACGACUAUGGUGGUGUCUGCUACAUCAAGGGCUGGGACCAGCAGAUCUUCUACACCUUCAAGGAUGGUGGACGCUGGAUCAUGCCAGCUCAGUAUUGGCACAGGCAUGUGAAUUUCAAGACAUUCGACGUGGAUAUCUGGUUCUUGGACACGAAUGUCCUCGACACGCAGAACCCGGCGGACAAUCCAGACCACAACCUUUGCGCCAACAGGGGAAACUCGGACAAAUUCCAGUUCUGCGAGAAGAACAGGUUCCCGCCAAAGGAGGGCAGCGACGCGAGUUGCAUGUGGGCGAUGAAGAUUCCAUCUUUGUGGCAACAGUGGGUAGGCAGAACCAAGCAUGACAUCCAGACACAGCCGCAGCACCAACUACGAGGCGCCUUCUGGAACACUACGGGCCUACUGGAAGCAGCCAAGCUUCACUCACUGAUCCAGCUCAUGAAGCAGCACGAGCUUAGCUGGCUGGCCCUCACAGAGACACACAUGAAGCAGCCCGAUCAGUUUAUGAUUGAGGGCUACACCAUUACACACAGCGCCACCGAAGCCUACGACUCCAAAGGCGAGCCAACACAAACCUUCACAGGAGUCUCACUCAUCACAGCUCCACACCUUACACCAACAAUCACGGAGCUUACCUGCAUUGACGGCCGCUUUCUUCACUUCACUAUUGAUACGGUGGAGGCCCCGCUCAAAAUCAUGGCCAUCUACGCCCCACACAACCAGCGAGAGCAGGCAAUCCGAGACACCUUCUGGCAGCAGCUUAACCAACACCUCACAGCCCACAGAGAGCGAACAGCGCUUUUGGUGGUAGGGGACUUUAACGCCCUAGCCCUGGACGAGAUAGCAGCCAUCCCACACGCAGCGUGCCCACACUUUGUCCCCGGCAAGACUGCCGAGGAUGACGAGGCUGACCGCACAGAGGAAGGAGAGACCAACCAAAGGCAGUUGCACGACCUUCUCUCCUCACAGGACUACUGCCUCCCACAGAGCUGGAUGGAAAAAGCCCCACAGCAUAGACACACGCACAAGCGCCCCAACGGAGACCUGGUGCAGCUGGACCACGCCAUCAUCCACAAAGACUGGCGCAACAUCAUCCACAACGUCCACACCAUCCCCGGAGCAGCACUCAACAGCAAUCACUUUUUGGUUAAGGUCGACCUCCUGCUCAAGACCAAAGAAGCCAAGAGAACACCUCCCAAGCCAAGACACUCCAGACAACCAGACCCCGCCCAGAUCCAGAGCUUCAAUAAGCACAUCCAUCAGCAGGAGCUCCACAACAUACCCGCAACGGACUCCUCACAUCCCACUCCCCACCUUCCACUUCAGGCGCAAGCCCACACCCUUUGGGAGCAGCUGCAGGAAGCCACCAAAAAGGCCAUUGCAGAGAACAUUCCCACCACUACCUCGGUGCCGAAGCACCCACGGAUCUCACAGCAGACCUGGGACCUCAUACAACAACGUUCCACAGCCAGAGCCUCACAGCGCUUCGACGAGGAAGUGAGGCUCCACAAAGACAUUCGCAAGCAAGCCCGCAAGGACAAAACACAGUGGCUUAAAGAGCGACUGGCCGAAAGCGAGGCCACUCUUGACCCACGCCAAAAAUGGAGGUGGAUCAAGAGAGUACGUUCUGACUACAAACCCCGUCCGGUCCCAAUACGGGACUCACAGGGCAAGCCCACCAGCCAAACCCAGCAAGCGCAGACCUUCGCAGAAUACCUGCGAGACUCCCACUGGGCUACACCCCCAGCUCCUUACUCGGGCCCCACAGACCCCAUCCAUCCCCCAGCCCCAGUAGACCUCAGCCCCAUCAGACAGGCAGAGCUACAGGCAGCUCUUAAAGAGCUGGCACACAACAAGGCGCCAGGCCCAGACACUAUCCCUGCUGAAGCCUGGCAGUGGUUGGAUACACACAAUCAAGCUGCACUCCUCAGGGUGCUGAACCAAGCACUUCUCACAGCCACUAUCUGGCACGAAGCCAUUGUGGUGGAGAUCUACAAGGGCAAGGGUCCACUCACAGACCCUUCCAGCUACCGCCCCAUUUCAUUACUCAGCACCUCCUACAAACUCUUUGCUAAAAUCAUUCACACCCGGUUGCAAGCUGCGAUCGACGACAGACAAUCUCUCUACACCAUUCUGUUGGAUUGGGAAAAGGCCUUUGACAAAAUACACCCACAGGCCCUACUCACAGCACUCGACAGAUUUGGUGUCCCACCACAUCUCACGGCGCUCAUCAAGAACAUCUACACCUCACCACAGUUCACAGUGGCAGCAGCAGGCCAUAGCAGCAGCAAAGAGGAGGCACAGUCGGGCAUCAGACAGGGAUGCUCACUUUCCCCAUAUCUUUUCCUGGUGGUCCAUGGUAUGAUCAUGCACGACGUGGACGCAGAACUCACAGCCAAUGGGGAAUUUCUCCCCUGGCUAUACAGCCAAAACCAGCCCUUCUACGACCUGGCUUACGCAGAUGACACAGCAUUGCUGGCAGGCUACACGCCGGGCCGUGGUGCCGAUGCCAUGAGUUGGCAGGCCAUUUCCCGCGAAGCGGGGAUCGACCUCAUCAUCAGCGGCCAUAAGCACGAGCAGAAGGUGGACUUGCAGUGCGGCGUCGCGGCGAUGGAAGUCUCUACGGAGGCCGCCUAUCAGGACCUUGCCCGGCGCCGGGAGGAGGUGCUAAGCAGCCUGGGCAGCUGGUGCCAAGCACUCAAGGCGAUCAGAGCACCCCAGACUGCGCCCCUCGAGGCCGACGGCGACCCGAAGGAGACCUCGCAGCUGCAGUCCCACCUGCGAGACGCGCUCUUCGUGGAGAUCUGCAACGCACUGGCUUUCCCUGGCGCCGCGGCGCUGGCCAAACCGGCUACGCCCGCGAAGGUUGUGAGCCAGCGACAAGUGUCCAAGAGCGCUGCAGUGGUCUCUGUUCGCACGCCGCGAACACCACAGAAGCCGAGCCCUAGAGGCUCGCGUGAGUCUUUGAGCUCCCGAGCCACGUCUCUCACACCGCGGCCAAGUCCGGCGCUCUCGGCGCUGGGCCGGAAGGACGCUCGGCCGGUGCAGCCGUUGGUGCCACGACAAAGGUGUCCCCAAACGAACAAUGUGCCAGAGAAGCGGCCGACGGGACGGAUAGAAAGGACGAGCGAGCGUCCGGUGGUUACCCGAUCCCAACAGUUCCAGAUGCCUGCUUUUGCUGGAGUUCGACGCAGCUCCAGCCCGCGAAACUCCUCUCAGCCGCUUUCUGCCCGAAGUUCCUCGCUGCGGUACUGA